This is a messenger RNA of Carassius gibelio (silver crucian carp), 1762 nucleotides long. RefSeq names its product WAP, Kazal, immunoglobulin, Kunitz and NTR domain-containing protein 2-like. The transcript is spliced from 2 exons. Gene Ontology annotation, cellular component: extracellular region. Bases 68 to 1762 code for a protein of 564 amino acids. NCBI's taxonomy places the organism in Eukaryota, Metazoa, Chordata, Actinopteri, Cypriniformes, Cyprinidae. The record is from RefSeq and is a predicted model, not a curated record. Gene Ontology annotation, molecular function: protein binding; serine-type endopeptidase inhibitor activity.
GCUCAGGUGUUUCAAUAAAAUUAGGUUAGUAACUCCUCAAAAUAAGUCCUCGUUCCUGCCCUCCAACAUGUGGUGGAUGCUGUUUCCUCGCUGGAUUUGGUUCAUCUCGGGACAGUUUUUGCUGCUAUUUGUGGAGAGGCAAUGUGUGAAAGGCAUGACUUUGCAAACAGUCGCUUAUUCACACGCAGGGAUCUGUCCAAACGACAUGAACCCAAACUUGUGGGUUGAUGCAAUGAGCACCUGCACGAGAGAAUGUGAAUCUGAUCAGGAAUGUGAAACAUUCGAAAAGUGCUGUGCCAAUGUUUGUGGCAAUCGCAGCUGUGUGGCGGCCCGAUUCAUCGAUGCUUCAGGAAAGAAAGGGCCCAUGGGUAUGCCGAAGGAGCCGUCCUGUGACAAGUUCUUGUGCCCCCAGCAGGGCUCCGAGUGUGAAAUCUGGGAUGGCCAGCCUAUGUGCAAGUGCCGCGACCGCUGCGAGAGAGAGCCCCACUUUACCUGCGCCUCAGACGGGAUGACCUACUAUAACAAGUGCUACAUGGAUGCAGAAGCGUGCUCAAAGGGCAUCUCCUUAUCGGUGGUGAUGUGCCGCUUCCGCCUCACCUGGCCUCACACUAGUCCUCUCCCGGCGGGCACCACAGCAUUGAUCACCACCACGCUGCAGCGCACCACUCCAGAAGAUGUGCACGCUCCUGUCAUGAUCAACAGCCCAUCGCAGCAAUUCGUGUUCGUUGGUGACACGGCCAGCUUCCUUUGCGAAGUUGCUGGCCGACCAACGCCUGAGAUAACCUGGGAGAAGCAGAUGGACGUGCAGGGAAACGUAGUCUUGAAACCCAACCACAUGCAUGGGAAUGUUGUGGUCACCAACAUCGGUCAGCUGGUUAUCUACAAUGCUCAAUUGCAAGAUGCGGGAGUUUAUACAUGCACGGCCACAAAUGCAGGUGGAUCUAUCCGAGCACAUUUUCCACUUUCCAUUCUUGAGCAAGAGCCAGUCACAAAGUCGAACUCAACACGUUUCCCAGCAGAGGAGUGCUUUAAGGUGCCUAAUAGUGAAGAUUGUGGGGAGGAAAAGCUGAGUUGGUUUUACGACCCCCAGAGGAACAACUGCUACACCUUCACCUACCGAAACUGCAGCAAAAACCGCAAUCACUUUGACGCUUAUGAGACCUGCAUGUCGUCCUGUCGAGAGGAACUCGCCGCUCCUUGUACCCUUCCCAUCUACCAGGGACCUUGUAAAGCUUAUGAACCUCGCUGGGCCUACAACAGCUCCCGGCGCCGGUGCCAACCGUUCGUAUACGGUGGCUGCAAAGGCAACGAGAACAACUUCAAAACCAAAGAAUCAUGCGAGGACACCUGCCUGUUCACCAGGAGUCUUCGCUGCAAGCUGUGCAAGCCGCGCCACAAGAUGGUGACCAGCUUCUGCAAGAGCGAUUUUGUGAUUCUGGGACGCAUGACGGAGCUGACCGAGGACCAAGACUCGGGUCACGCUCUGAUCACCGUGGAGGAGAUCCUGAAGGACGAGAAAAUGGGGCUGAAAUUUUUCGGGAAUGAGCCCUUGGAGGUGACAUUGCAGAACAUGGACUGGGCCUGUCGGUGUCCGAACAUCAGCACCUCCGAUGGCCAGAUCAUCAUCAUGGGGGACGUCAGCAACGGUAUGGCUGUCCUUCAGCCUGACAGCUUCAUCGUCCUCUCCAGCGCCCGGCGCGUCCGUAAGCUCCGAGAGGUCAUCAGCAAAAACACUUGUGACAUAUUAAAAGAGUUCAUCUAG